Molecule: messenger RNA, 201 nt
Organism: Saccharomyces eubayanus
Lineage: Eukaryota; Fungi; Ascomycota; Saccharomycetes; Saccharomycetales; Saccharomycetaceae
Gene: COX26
Product: Cox26p
Exons: 1
Coding region: 1-201 (66 amino acids)
Source: RefSeq, a predicted model, not a curated record
AUGUUUUUCAAUCAAGUUUUGAGGUCUUCUGCUCGCGCUGCACCAAUUAAAAGGUAUACUGGCGGUAGAGUCGGUGAAGCCUGGAUGAUCACUGAAAGUAGGAGACUGGUUCCAGAAGUCUUCCAGUGGGGCGCCGCUAUAUGCACUUGUUUAGGGUGGCCAGGUGCCGUCUACUUCUUUAGUAAGGCAAGAAAGGCAUAA